Brassicogethes aeneus is the source of this 2391-nucleotide messenger RNA. Lineage: Eukaryota; Metazoa; Arthropoda; Insecta; Coleoptera; Nitidulidae. The record is from the annotation of a GenBank genome assembly.
AAAGGUAAGCAUGCCUUUCAAAAAUUUGUAGUUUUCAGACCACCUCAAAACCACCAAACAUGAAGCUCGCAACAGCAUUAAUCUUAAUUAUUGCUUUGGCUUUAGGAUGUCAGGGAGCUAUCCUAAGACCAAACCCUAGAUCCCCACAACCAGAUAAUGAAGAAUCUGUGUUAAAAACUACUUACGAACACCAGGGAAAAUCCCUUUUAAAUAAUGCUACCCCAGGAGUACAAAAUUCCAAAGACGAGCCAGAAAAGAGGAAACCAAUCUUGCCAGGAGUGCCAAACCCAUUCCCAAAGACUGAGGAACAAUCAAGACCCAUUCUUCCAGGAGUUCCAAACCCAAUAUCUGAAAAAGUCACCAAAAGGCCCAAUCUACCAGGAAAAACGCUUUCUGAAGAACUUAUCCAUGAAAAAUUCUUGCCAGGAGUGCCAAAUCCAUUCCCCAAGACUGAAGAACAAGCAAGACCCAUUCUUCCAGGAGUUCCAAACCCAAUAUCUGAAAGAGUGACCAGAAGGCCCAAUCUACCAGGAGUGCCAAACCCGUUUCCCAAGACUAAAGAACAAGCAAGACCCAUUCUUCCAGGAGUUCCAAACCCAAUCUCUGAAAAAGUAACCAGAAGGCCCAAUCUACCAGGAAAAACACUUUCUGAAAAACUUGCUCGUGUUAAUUUCUUGCCAGGAGUGCCAAACCCAUUCCCCAAGACUAAAGAACAAGCAAGACCAAUUCUUCCAGGAGUUACAAACCCAAUCCCCGAAAGAGUGACCAGAAGGCCCAAUCUACCAGGAGUGCCAAACCCGUUUUCCAAGACUAAGGAACAAGCUAGACCCAUUAUUCCAGGAGUUCCAAACCCAAUCUCUGAAAGAGUAACCAGAAGGCCCAAUCUACCAGGGAAAACACUUUCUGAAAAACUUGCUCGUGUUAAUUUCUUGCCAGGAGUGCCAAACCCAUUCCCCAAGACUAAAGAACAAGCAAGACCAAUUCUUCCAGGAGUUACAAACCCAAUCUCCGAAAGAGUGACCAGAAGGCCCAAUCUACCAGGAGUGCCAAACCCGUUUUCCAAGACUGAAGAACACACAAGACCCAUUAUUCCAGGAGUUCCAAACCCAAUCUCUGAAAGAGUGACCAGAAGGCCUAAUCUACCAGGGGUGCCAAACCCGUUUUCAAAGACUGAAGAACGAGCAAGACCCAUUCUUCCAGGAGUUUCAAACCCAAUCUCCGAAAAAGUAACCAGACGGUCCAAUCUACCAGGGAAAACACUUUCUGAAAAACUUGCUCGUGUUAAUUUCUUGCCUGGAGUGCCAAACCCAUUCCCCAAUACUAAAGAACAAGCAAGACCCAUUCUUCCAGGAGUUCCAAACCCAAUCUCCGAAAGAGUGACCAGAAGGCCCAAUCUACCAGGAGUGCCAAACCCGUUUUCCAAGACUAAGGAACAAGCUAGACCCAUUAUUCCAGGAGUUCCAAACCCAAUCUCUGAAAGAGUAACUAGAAGGCCCAAUCUACCAGGGAAAACACUUUCUGAAAAACUUGCUCGUGUUAAUUUCUUGCCAGGAGUGCCAAACCCAUUCCCCAAGACUAAAGAACAAGCAAGACCAAUUCUUCCAGGAGUUACAAACCCAAUCUCCGAAAGAGUGACCAGAAGGCCCAAUCUACCAGGAGUGCCAAACCCGUUUUCCAAGACUGAAGAACACACAAGACCCAUUAUUCCAGGAGUUCCAAACCCAAUCUCCGAAAGAGUGACCAGAAGGCCUAAUCUACCAGGGGUGCCAAACCCGUUUCCUAAAACUGAAGAACGAGCAAGACCCAUUCUUCCAGGAGUUUCAAACCCAAUUUCCGAAAAAGUAACCAGACGGCCCAAUCUACCAGGAAAAACACUUUCUGAAAAACUUACCCGUGUUAAUUUCUUGCCAGGAGUGCCAAACCCAUUCUCCAAUAUUAAAGAACAAGCAAGACCAAUUCUUCCAGGAGUGCCAAAUCCAUUCCCCAAGACUAUAGAACAAGCAAGGCCCAUUCUUCCAGGAGUUCCAAACCCGUUUUCCAAGACUAAGAAACAAGCUAGACCCAUUAUUCCAGGAGUUCCAAACCCCAUCUCUGAAAGAGUAACAAGAAGGCCCAAUCUACCAGGAAAAACACUUUCUGAAAAACUUGCUCAUGUUAAUUUCUUGCCAGGAGUGCCAAACCCAUUCCCCAAGACUGAAAAACAAGCAAAACCCAUUCUUCCAGGAGUUCCAAAUCCAAUCUCCGAAAGAAUUACAAGAAGACCAAAUCUACCAGGAAAGCCAAAUCCUGGAUAUUAAAAAGGAAAUACCCAAAACUAAAAAACUUAAACUUACUCCCUUUUUUCCUUGAGUUAUCCAUCAAACUCAAGACAAUAAAUUAAAAUGUUGUUUU